Messenger RNA from Porites evermanni, 7569 nucleotides. The record is from the annotation of a GenBank genome assembly. NCBI's taxonomy places the organism in Eukaryota, Metazoa, Cnidaria, Anthozoa, Scleractinia, Poritidae.
AUGGAUCUCACAACUCUGUUUCACAAUCUUCGCAAAGAAGUGUCUUGUUCGGUGUGUUCGGACUUAUUCACGGAUCCUAAACAUCUGUCCUGUCUACACAGCUUCUGCUUAAAGUGUGUAAAACAGUGGUACGAGACGUGCGGCGGCGGGGACGCCAUUAAAUGCCCGAAAUGCCAAACUCUAAGCAGAGUACCAGCAAGCGGUGAUCUUGAAGAUCUUCCAACAAGCUUUUAUUUGAAUGGCUUUAUCGAUGUUCUUGCCAUCAAAGAAUGCAAGAACACUCAACUAACAUGCGGAAACUGUGACAAGAAGAGCUCGGAAGCGUCGUAUUGUUUCCAGUGUUGCAUAUUUUAUUGUGAAGAAUGCUUACUUUGUCAUAAUAAAAUGCGAGAGAAAAAGGGACACCGUGUGUUGGCGGUAAGAGAAUUCCAAGAUAAGGACUUUGAGGAUGUAUUGAAGCGACCUGUAUUUUGUUCAAGACAAGGACACCAGAAAGAGGAGCUUAAAUACUACUGCAAUGGAUGCGAAACGGCUCUUUGUCAAACUUGCGUCAUUUUGGAUCACGGAGGUCAUGUUUUGAAAUUGAUCGAAGAAGAAGCCGAAACCAAAAGACUCGAGAUCAAAUGUGUAAUAGAAAUGCAGAGACAAAAUUUAGAAGCAAAAAUGAACAUAGUGAGUCAACUAGAUGAAGACUGUGCUAAAAUGAUUCAACAAGGCGAAGUAUUAAAAAGAGAUGUGCAAAGAUUUGCUGAAAACGUGAUCAAAACAAUUAAGGCAAAAGUGCAAAAUAUAAUCAAUACAGUGGAGGACCGAACUAAGAAGUCCAUUGAAAGUCUGACAGCAAGAAGGAACGAGAUUCAGCAACAAAUUAAAGUUAUCGAAUCAUCACUGGAAGAAGCUGAUAAACGUUUUCAGAGAAGUACCAAAGCUGAAGUUGUUCAGCUUAAAAAAAACACUGCAAACAAUUUUUGCGCGGGUGGAUCAGGCUGAGGUUAUAAAUAUUGCGGCUUAUGACCCUGAAACUCGAGGAACUUUAGUGUUCAUUAAAAAUCAGAAACUUCUUGAUGUUGUCAAGGAAGAAGAAAUUGGAUCCUUGGAGGACCCGAAUAGAACAAAAUCAAGCGAAUCUAUUGCUGAAGGUGAAGGAAGGAAAGAAGGAACUGUUGGGCGUAAAGCUCAAUUCAAAUUGAUCACAAAAAACGCAGAGAGAAAGCAGUGGUAUGAUGAGAGGGACAUUGUCACAGUAGAAUUCAAGGGCGAACAAGGACAAGAAUGCGAGACGGAAAUGAAAGUAGAGGACAUUAAAGAUGGUGGUUACAAUGUUAGUUUUUAUCCCAGAGUGCAAGGUACAUUCAAAUUGUAUGUUAAAGUAAACGAGGAACAUAUUCGUGGCAGUCCCUUUGAAAUGAACGUAAAACCAUUUCACGUUGAACCUAUUUUGUCUUUUGGCAAAGAAGGUUCGGGUGAUGGGAUGUUUAAGAAUCCUCGAGGAGUGGCAGUGAAUGAUAGGGAUGAAAUACUAGUUGCUGACUUUGAUAACCAUCGGAUUCAAGUAUUAGACAGUGAUGGUACUUUUAUGAAAUCGUUUGGCCGUAAAGGCCAAAAUCUUGGAGAAUUCAAUGGCCCGCACGGAAUAGCCAUCAACAAGGAUCGAAACAUUUUCGUUGCAGAGCGGAAUAACCAUAGAGUACAGAUUCUUAGUUGGGAGGGAAGGUACCUGGGUUCAUUUGGGGGCGAAGGGAGCCUUGAUAGUCAGCUUUUUAAACCUCGCGGUUUAUCCUUAGACAGUAAUGGUAAUGUUAUUGUUGCUGAUGCAGGUAACAAACUGAUUAAGAUCUUUACUCCGGAUGGUAAGUUUGUAAUGAAGAUAGGUGGGCAGGGUUUUUUUAGUUGCCCAUUUCACUGUAUUCAGUCUGGUGAAUAUUUUAUAGUGUCAGACCACAAUGAACACUGCGUCAGCGUAUUUAACAAGGAAGGACGUUUUCAGUACAAGGUGGAUAAACAGGGGGGAGGGGACGGUGAGUUUUCUUUUUCUGGUUAUUUGUCACUUACCCAGUCAAAUCACCUAUUGGUCUGCGACUGGGGAAAUCACAGAGUUCAAGUGUUUGAACUUAAUGGAAAGUUCAUCGGGAAGUUUGGAACAAAAGGUAGCAAGCUAGGAGAAUUUAAUAAUCCCGUAUCAGUGGCAAAUCUGAGUAAUGGCAAAAUUGUUGUCUCGGAUAAAGAAAAUAAUCGAAUUCAAAUAUUUGACCAUAUUACCUAAGAAUAUAAACAAUAUACAGAUCCCUUGUCAGAUACCUGAGCUAAGACAGACCACAAUUUGUUAUUUCGUUUUUGUUAAACGUAGAAAUUAAUUUUCUGCAGACUGCCCCUGUCCCUACGGGGGUAUUCAACUCCUUACAGAAUAGUGACAGUAUUAUAGCUGGAUCUUGGUUGCCUGCGUCGUAGACGCUCUAAACCUUCUGUAUAUAUAUACAAAUGGUUUUGAUAAGUGCGUGGGCCGGCUGCAACGCAGGCUAGAUCUUGGACUUAUAAAUUGAGGCUUAGACAAUAUAAUUUCUUAAACUUCUGCAAAGACAUGAUUCUGGACAAGACAACUACGCUUAAAAUUUGACUUAAACCGGCAUAGGCCUGAGUUAAACAUCGUUCGAGGAACCUGGGGCCUGUAUUUGCUCUGUUUGCAUUCAAGAUCAAAGUUUCAAUAAUUUUGAAAAUAAUACAGUGAAAUUAUCAGAUAACAAAGCAAAAUUGACUGGUUCAUGGGCUAGGAACUGUGCUACUAUUCAACAGGUUUGGAUUUACAAAUUUAUCUUCGGGUUCGGGCCUUUCGAGAAACGGGCCCCAGACUCCAUACAGUAACGUAUUACGUAUUGCCUUAUUAUUUUUGGCAGGUUCAAGUACCGUAUCCAUAAUUAAAUAUACCAAUUUUUAGAUCUUGAAUCUACCUCACCUGAGUUGAAAUAUUUACAAAUGAUUUACAAAAGUCCUUUCUUAUUGUAAAAAUAUAAUGGAUUUGCUUUACCUUUUAUUUGUGUGUUUAGUUUGUGCUUUGAUUUAAGGUCGACCUUAUAUAUAAAACAGACCACACUUGCUAAGCUUUAACAUCAAGUGCAAAUGUAGAAGAACUUAAAGAAGCUUGAGUAUCAGGUAUAAUUUUUGGGAGGUCAUAAACUUUGAUCGAUAUUUUAGGAUCAUCAAGGCAGGCAAUUUAAAGGAGCUGGAGGGGUGGAUAACGCCAUAACGUCACUAGUACAAAAAUAGUAGGGAAUUACCUUAGACUGUCAUGAUCGAUACUUUAAAUAGCGUCAUCAAAACACUAAGUGACGUAUAGGAUUUUAUUAAGAACCGGACAUCAUCCCGCCAUUAAUAUUGACAAGUUAUUAGUGCGCACACUGAGUCAGAAUUGGGAAAUAUUUUGAAGGAAUAAUAACUCGUUUUUAAUUGAAGUAUUUUUGAGAGAUUGCGUAGUUUCUCUGCAAAUAUAAUAUAGUUCUUAAUUUACUUCCGUAAAUAGUCGCUUCGUCUAAAUUUAGAAUUUAAAACGUUUUGCUGGCUGCAAAUUCGAAAAUGUCUGCUUUUGUCGUAGGUGAAAAACCAGGCAAUUAGACAGCCCUACUACGUGCCCAGAGGGCCGCUAGCUGAGCUUUCAAUUCUAUUCAUACAGCGAAACUACGUGCUUUACUUGGCAAACUUUGUUAGUUUAUCAGUGUCCUAGUACUUUUUACUCCUAAACAGAAUCCACAACAAUAGUUUUCGCUUAACUUAAAACAAGUUUGUUUGUAUAUCUAUUGAACUCUUUUGUGUUGAAUACCUGUAGUAAUGAUAUAUAAGUAAGUCACUUUGUAGAAUUUUUCGAUUACACCGAUUACUUCGAUUACAUGUACAAGAAUAAACGCUGUUGAAACCAAGUCAAGUUUGCUUUAUUCUCUGCUGCGUUCCAGGUGGUGGUUUGGUCCCGGUCCUAAGAGUUGUGACGGCUCUUACCCGCGAGCGAGUUGCCAUUUGAGUUUAGUUUCCCCAGUUUAGAGGACGGCUUCCAGAGUUCAAUCCCCGACUUCCCUUUUAGCCCCUAAAGUCGUUCGAAAGUGGAAAAACUUUCCGUCACAAUAUGUCUGCGUAAGGUACUGCUCCUACUGCAGAGUUUGGUAGUGUAAGCUUCCUUGCAGUUUUUUUCCUUCCUAUUGUUUUUAAGAGCCAAAUACCACCAACAUCCACUUAACUCCACACAAAUGAACAUCCUCCACUUGUAUGAGUCUUCAAACACACGACUGGUGGUGGACCAAAUUGCACGGCAUCAGUUAUCACAAAAAGUGAAAAUAUGGCACUAAAAAGAAGUAACCACCACCAGCUCGCUUGGAUUUGUGCCGGGAAAACAAAUGUGUAUAAAAAAUCAGUGCUACUGACGACGUUAUACUGUAUCAAGAGUUAAAACCACUAAAACUCUUAUUUAGUUCUCUGUUUAGCAUGGCAUCCUCAGUUGAGGGUCAAAUGAAGCCGUAGCCACCGUUAGAAGUUUAAUUCUACAGUUUUCCAACCAGCAUCUCCGUCUUUUUCUCAAGGCCGGGAUUCCGACCCGGAGCAUCGGGUAAAAUGACUGUAUCGAUUGCAUUUUCUUCCUCUCCCUUCUUCCACUCUAUAAAAGUUCGCCUUGAUCCGCUCCUCAGCUUUUUUCCCUAAACAGCCUGUUUGCAGAAUACGUAUAAAUGCACCGCCCUCAGCCCUUGAGUUUGGAAGAAAUAGAGACACAGCGCGCGAGCGAAGCGAAUCUCGCGAGAACGCGCCCCGCGUUCUCGCGAGGCUCUCCCAAAUACGAGAGCUUGCUCGCAGGCUAGGUUAAUUCAGAUCGUGCAAGAAAGCGUCAUUUUGAAAGUACCUUUUUUAUCCUUGGUGACAAAUCUCGUUUGUUUAUGACCGAAGACUGUAAUUCGAACAAUACACUGUUAACCCCGGGUGUUAGGACAACACAACUGCAUUAUAUUACAAGCACGAAAACAGAGAGAAACGUAACCAGAAAGAUAUAAUUAUUCAGUUCACGGUUGCUUGUUCACUGCACUCUGCACCCUAAAAAGUAGUUUGCAUCUUUCUGAGCUGUGGUUUUCACGGUGUCGUGCUUCAUAUAAAAGGCUAUUGUUUCUAGAUCAUUGACAGUUCGCUACAAAGGCUCGUCAGGGGCUCUAAUACUGACAAUAGUGCUCUGUGAUUGGCUCGAAGGGCCUUUGAUUCCGAGAAAAGCUAAAGAUAGAAACGUCACAAGACUUGAUUGUUGGGUGUAGAUUAGACUCUGGGACACAAAAGGUCAUUUCAGGCUGUUAUUUUGAAGAAGACAUGGAUCUCAAAACUCUAUUUCACAAUCUUCGCGAAGAAGUGUCUUGUUCGGUGUGUUCGGACUUGUUCACAGAUCCUAAACAACUCUCGUGUCUGCACAGUUUUUGCUUCAAGUGUGUAAAACAGUGGUACGAAACGUGUGGGGGCGGAGACGCCAUUAAAUGCCCGAAAUGCCAAACACUAAGCAGAAUACCAGCAAGCGGUGAUUUAACAGAUCUUCCAACGAGCUUUUAUCUAAAUGGCUUUAUCGAUGUUCUAGCCAUCAAAGAAUGCAAGAACACUCAACUAACAUGCGGAAACUGUGACAAGAAGAGCUCGGAAGCGUCAUAUUGUUUCCAGUGUUGCAUAUUUUAUUGCGAAGAAUGUUUAAUAUUUCAUAGUAAAAUGCGAGACAAAACGGGACAUCGUGCUUUGGCGGUAAAAGAGUUCCAAGACAAGGACUUCGAGGAUGUAUUGAAGCGACCAGUGUUUUGUUCAAGACAAGGACACCAGAAAGAAGAGCUUAAAUACUACUGCAAAGAAUGCGAAACAGCUCUUUGUCAAACUUGCGUCACUUUGGAUCAUGGAGGUCAUGUUUUGAAAUUGAUCGAUGAAGAAGCCGAAACCAAAAGACUCGAGAUGAAAUCUGAAAUCGAAAGGCAGAGACAAAAUUUAAAAGCAAAAAUGAACAUAGUAAGUCAACUCGAUGAAGACUGUGCUAAAGUUUUUCAUCAAAGCGAAGUAUUAAAAAGAGAUGUUCAAAGGUUUGCUGAAAACUUGAUCAAAACAAUUCAAGCAAAAAUGCAAAAUAUAAUCACUACAGUGGAAGGCCGAACUAAGGAGUCCAUUGAAAGUCUGACAGCAAAAAGGAACGAGAUUCAGCAACAAAUUAAUGUUAUUGAAUCAUCACUGAAAGAAGCUGAUAAACUCUUUCAGAGAAGUACCAACGCUGAAGUCGUUCAGCUUAAAAAAACACUGCAAACAAUUUUUGAGAGGGUGUAUCAGAAUGAAGUUGUUGCUCAUGACCCUGGAACUCAAGAAGCUUUAGCGUUCAUUAAAAAUCAGAAAUUGCUUGAUGUUGUGAACGGAGAAGAAAUCGGAUCCUUGAAGGACCUUAACAGAACAAAAGCAAGUGAAUCUGUGGCUGAAGGCGAAGGACUGAAGGAAGGAACUGUAGCGCGUAAAGCUCAAUUCAAUUUGAUCACAAGAAACGCAGAGAGAAAGCGGUGGUAUGAUGAACAGGACCGUGUAACGAUAGAGAUCAAGGACGAGCAAGGACAAGAAGGCGUGACAGAAGUGAAAGUAGAGGACAUGAAAGAUGGUACCUACCAUGUUAGUUUUUAUCCCAGAGUGCAAGGUACAUUCAAAUUGUAUGUUAAAGUAAACGAGGAACAUAUCCGUGGCAGCCCUUUUACAAUGAGCGUAAAACCAUUUCAUGUAAAACCUGUUUUAUGUUUUGGAGAGCGCGGCACCGGUGAUGGAAUGUUUAAGUAUUCUCGAGGUGUGGCAGUGAGUGACAAAGACGAAAUAGUAGUAGCAGACGACUGCAACCAUCGGGUUCAAGUGUUUGACAGUAAUGGUACUUUCUUAAGAUCUUUUGGUCGCAGAGGUGAAAAUGCUGGAGAGUUCAACCGACCUGAUGGAAUAGCCAUUGAUAAGAAUGGGAAAUUUCUCGUAGCAGACAGUUGUAACCAUAGAGUGCAAAUCUUUAGCAGGGAGGGGAGGCAUCGGGGCUCAUUUGGCGGCAAAGGAAGCCUUGAUAGUCAGCUCUCUGACCCUUGGGGUUUAUCCUUAGAUAGUACUGGUAAUGUUAUUGUCGCUGAUACAGAUAACAAACUGAUUAAGAUCUUUACCCCAGAUGGUAAGUUUAUAAUGAAGAUAGGUGGGCAGGGAUCUCUUUUUGUUCCUGUUCACUGUGUUCAGUGUGGUGAAUAUUUCAUAGUGUCAGACUCAGGUGAACACUGUAUCAAAGUAUUUAACAGGGAGGGGCAAUUUCAGCGCAAGUUUGGUAAGAAAGGGGAGGGGGACGGGGAAUUUAUUGAUCCUGGUUAUUUGUUAGUGAAUGAGUCACAGCAUCUGUUUGUCUGUGAUCGUGAUAAUAAUCGAGUUCAAGUCUUUGAACUUAACGGAAAAUUCAUCGGGAAGUUUGGAACAAAAGGCAGCAAGUUAGGAGAAUUCAAUAGACUCUUGUCAGUGGCAAUGCUUAGUAAUGGCCAAAUUGUUGUGUCUGAUCAAUGUAACCAUCGAAUUCAAAUAUUUGAAUGA